AUGAAGGUCCAAGCACUAAGCCAAGAGCAUCUUCCCUCUGCGGCGACGCUUCUUGCAAAGAGCUCCCAGCAGUUCCGAGAUGCCGCUGGGACCUUGGCCGAAGACCGUCUCAAGCAGGCGCUUGCACGUUGUGAGAUCGUACGGGUGGCCAUUCGUGACAAGGAUACGGUGAUCGGGCUUGCCUUCCACGAUCCAUGCCGAGGGUGGGAGGUCCACUCUUCUGGCCCCGCCUCCGUGGCCGCAGCACUGGUGUCCUUUGGGUCUGAGCUGGAGGCUUCAGAGAAGGCGGCGUUUUGGGAGCAAGGUUACCUGAUCUUUGGGGGCCUGCUGGCAUGGGAGGCACCGACCAUCAGGACCCGGAUGGACCUGAUGAUGAAAGACGCGCAAACUGCAGCCACAGCGGACUGGAAUGCGGUGGAUGUGGGUGGGCCUGCUUUCGUCCUUGCCGUGGACACUGCUGGCAAGACGAUCCCCAACCGCAUCCUCAAGGUGCAGGCUGCCGCCCUCGGUUCCGGCGCGGUUCUGGAGGUGUUUCGCUCUCCCGCUGUGGUCGCAAAGGUCAAGGAGCUUUACAACUUCCUGGGGCAAGAGGUCCCGGAGCAUGUGGACGUCUUUGGAACCAAGUUUUUCCCCAUGUGGCCGGGCGGGGUAUCCGUGGACUGGCACCAAGACUGCCACUAUUUCGGCACAGCCUCAUCCAGGAUAAUCUCCUGUGGAGUCUACCUUGAGGAUACGGAUCAGGACAACGGCUGCCUCCAAGUUGUGCCUGGAUCCCACACCUUUGACUUCGAGCAUCAGCCUGGAAGUGGCCUGCACUCACAGGGCGAAUGGGUGAACCCAGAUGCUUCAACAAAUGCCGUGGAUGUCGUGGUUCCUGCCGGAUCGGUGGUGCUCUUCAACUCCCGCUUGCUCCAUGCAGCAAGGCAGAACAAGCACGCCAGCCGCACCCGCUAUUCUCUGUUUGGGCAUUUCGUCCCCUCGGAGUUGGACUUCAGCUGGCGUGGCACAGAUUUCUCACAUGGCACGUAUCAGGAUAGACAUCAGGUCUACUGA
Symbiodinium pilosum is the source of this 1053-nucleotide messenger RNA. The record is from the annotation of a GenBank genome assembly. Lineage: Eukaryota; Dinophyceae; Suessiales; Symbiodiniaceae.